This is a messenger RNA of Nezara viridula (southern green stink bug), 2352 nucleotides long. NCBI's taxonomy places the organism in Eukaryota, Metazoa, Arthropoda, Insecta, Hemiptera, Pentatomidae. The record is from the annotation of a GenBank genome assembly.
CAAUAUAUAUAUAUAUAUAUAUAUAUAUAUAUAUGUAUAUAUAUAAAUAUAUACCGAAUUACUAUUUCCAUUAUCAAUCAAUAUAAAUAAAAAACGAUUUACGUUGGUAUUUACAUAUGUAGAUUCAGCCCUACCGGAGGUACUUUUCUACUCUCCUGGCUAUAAAACAGUCCUGUUGAAGAUGUUGGCUUGCCUGGGGCCCAUAAAGACUCAACUCAUGACUUUAGGAAUGAUUUUAUUACAAUAAAUAAAUAAGUCCGUUAUAAGUAAAUGAGUCCGUCAUUGUCAGCGUUUUCAAAUCGAUGAGGUGUGGGUUUCCAUGACAUUCUAGUUUUGUUUCAUUCAUUACGGAAAUAAUAAUAUCACUUGGUUUUAUCUUAGUUUUUCUUUGUUGAUUGCAUUCCUCAUUACUGACUAUUGUUAUGUAGAGAGCCUCAUUAAUCGAACUGGUGAAGUUGUUUCCUUGUUAAAGAAACCAUUUUUAUUUCAAUCGCUGUCGUCGUAACUUAUAUUGUCAGUUACGGAAGUUGAUAUGGUAGUGACGGAGUAUUUUACUGUUAACUCAUGAAUCAGUUAAAUAUGUUCUUAUGUUUUGUUUUACUAUAUUUGAGUUUACUUGGAGGCGUUGGAUGCUGUAGUAAUAAAAAUAUUUCCCAUUUGAAUCGAACAUUGAGUUACAGCUUCGAAGGCUUUUCAUGUGUUCAGAUGUUUUCACCAGAUGAUUUGCCAUGGCAAUAUUAUAAAGUUCUUCCGGCGUUAGGCGUUCCAGUCGUGAUAAAUCAAAGCAAUAAGUAUUGUUACGGUUUCGUUCUUUUUGCUAUAGAUACCAUUCAUUUAAAGAAAAUGUUGAUAAACAUAAAAAAAUAUUACAACCAUAGAAUCGUGUGCUACUUACAAUAUGAAGAUUCGUUAUUAAACAGUUUUGUAAAGAAUGAAACAUAUUUAUUCGGCGAAUCAGAAGCGCUGAUCACCGAUGGUUACCGUACUUACAAAUUCGAUGAAUUAGAGAAGAUAUUUUACGAAAUAAACCUCAUUGGAGAAGAAGAAACAUGGGGAAAACAAAGACGAAUAAUGAAUUUCAAGGGCCGCGAAGUCACCGUCGCUGGUUUUAAUGUAUCCAUGUUCACAUCAUUUGGCCAAGUUGAUGAGAAAGGACAUCCAGCUUGGUUCAAAGGAAUAGAUCUCUACGUUCUUUGGAGACUGACGUCUCUGAUGAAUAUAACCUGGAAGGCCUUGAUCAGCAAAGAUAGAUGGGGAAUGAAACUUCCGAAUGGGACCUGGACACCUGGAGUCUUCAGGGCAGUUCUGGACGGAAAAGCCGAUAUCGGAGUAGGAUCGAUCUGGAUGACUAUCGAGAAGUACGAGUCGAUGCCGCUGACUGCGCCUACCUCAAUGGUGUACCUGCGACACCUCAUCAGGAGGCCUGCAGCUUCCAACGCCAUCUGGAACUCCUUCUUCAAGCAUUAUCCACCGUCAGUGUGGGCUCUUCUAUUGGUUGCUGCUUUCAUUAACGUCCUCGCAAUAUCUUUGAUUACCUAUUGCAUCAAUAGAAUCCGCAAUGACAUCGCCCAUAAAAAAUGGAGUUUCAUAUCAACCUGCAGCUUAAUGACCUUCGGGGCGAUAUCUGUGGAUGCUCGCCUUCCAUCCCACAAGAAUCCAGAACCAGUUCGUUUGCUGCUCAGUUGCUGGGCUAUCACCACUUUUAUAUUUAUGACUAAUUUUGGAAGCUCUCUGAUCUCUCAACUCACUACCCCAGAUUUGCACCACCGACCGGGAACCAUCCGAGGGUUCGUGGAAGGUGGAUAUUUCUGGGGGUUAACCUAUACUCCAAAUUUUGAACAACUUUUAGAUUUGAGUAAUCCAUGGCAUGAAAAGUGGGCUAGAAGGUUUGUAUUGAUAAAGAACAAGGAACACUAUCUGAGAUUACUGAACGAAGACAAGUUUAUACUUUGGGGGAAGGCAGUUGGGGAAACGUAUUUUGUGAUGAUUGAAGAUUACUGGACGUCAGAUUUGCUCUCAGGUUUUGAGCUGGGCAAUGAAAAGUUGGCAAUGUUCUACAUCACAUUUGCUCUAACCCCAGGAUCUCAAUUGUUACCAGCGAUGGAUAAAUAUUGCAGAAGAAUUAUCGAGACUGGUCACAUUGGGAGACACCUGGAAAAGGUUCUGAUGGAGGAGGAGGGGGAUCCAUACAUGGCGGAGGUCAUGGUGAAGACAAAGCAACCUGCGAUUGGUUAUUCCUCUUUGGCCCUUAAUCAUUUCCAAAGUGUAUUUUACAUUCUUUUUAUUGGACUAUCUAUAGCUACCAUAUUGUUUAUUUCAGAGAUAGGUUAUAAUAAAAAUAAAAUAAAUUAA